AUUAACACAAAUACACUUAUAUACACAUACACACUCUCCCUCUCUCUCUCUCUCAACAACUCAAUUUAGAAAAGAAACAUAUAUACAUAUAGCAUAACUUGAACCGGUACCAUGGGAAGAUCACCAUGUUGUGAAAAGAAUGGUUUAAAGAAAGGUCCGUGGACUGCAGAAGAAGAUCAAAAACUUAUUGAUUACAUUCAAAAGAAUGGGUACGGAAACUGGAGAACUCUCCCAAAGAAUGCUGGAUUACAAAGGUGUGGAAAGAGUUGCAGGCUAAGAUGGACUAAUUAUCUAAGGCCUGAUAUUAAAAGAGGAAGGUUCACUUUUGAAGAAGAGGAAACAAUAAUUCAACUACAUAGUGUUUUGGGAAACAAGUGGUCUGCUAUUGCGGCUCGCUUACCAGGAAGAACUGAUAACGAAAUCAAGAAUUAUUGGAACACGCAUAUUAGGAAAAGACUUCUUAGGAUGGGAAUUGAUCCAGUCACUCACAAUCCUAGACUUGAUCUUCUAGAUAUCUCGUCCAUUUUGAGCUCGUCUUUUUAUAACUCCUCUCGCCAAAGCAUGUUCGGGGUUCAGCCAAUAGUGAACCCUGAACUGUUGAGGUUAGCAGCUUCACUCCUCUCGUCACAAAGAAAUCAAAACCUCGAGUUUGCUCACCAAAAUGGUCAAGAAAAUCAAAUUGGUAACCUUCAUCAUCAAGUUCAACAUCAAAAUCAUCUAGUCCAACUUCAAAACCAAGACGAUCACCAAAACUCCCUAUUAACAGAAAUCCCUAGUUGUGUUCCAUUGAGUAACCAUAAUUGUGUUCCAUAUACAAGUGAAUCUACCCAACAUAUGGAACCAAAUGUAGACCAACUUUCAUCAAGUUUUUCCCAUUUUGACCCAAAAACAACCUGCCAAUUAAAUGACUGGCAAAAUAAUAUUGAUAAUUUUAUUAGCAUGGACAACUAUGGUGGUUACCUGCAGCAACAAUACAUCAUUGAACCUCAUCAUCACUCAAAUUUGACUUCGAGCGACUUCGACUUCAACUCACAAUUAUCGAAUUUGUCGACACCUUCAUCAUCAAGUCCAACUCCUCUAAACUCCAACUCAAAUUCGACUAAUUACAUCAACGGAAGCAGCACCGAAGAUGAAAGAGAAAUCAGCUACUGCAGCAACUUGUUGAAAUAUGAAUAUCAAGAGAUCUUGGACUCUAGUGUUUUCAUGUAAUUUUACGAUCGAUCGAACGUAUUGUAAUCUGAGUCCAACUACAUAAUCAUAUAGUUCUUAUCCUUUCUAA
Erigeron canadensis is the source of this 1279-nucleotide messenger RNA. RefSeq names its product transcription factor MYB102. The transcript has 3 exons. NCBI's taxonomy places the organism in Eukaryota, Viridiplantae, Streptophyta, Magnoliopsida, Asterales, Asteraceae. The record is from RefSeq and is a predicted model, not a curated record. Bases 112 to 1209 code for a protein of 365 amino acids.